Messenger RNA from Syzygium oleosum, 786 nucleotides. RefSeq lists its product as uncharacterized. The transcript has a single exon. Lineage: Eukaryota; Viridiplantae; Streptophyta; Magnoliopsida; Myrtales; Myrtaceae. The record is from RefSeq and is a predicted model, not a curated record. The coding region runs from base 18 to 665 and encodes 215 amino acids.
ACAAGUACUGGGUGUCUAUGCUCUUCCAAUCGUCUUCCAUGCAAUCCCAUGCGGUGGAGUACUCGGUAACGAACAACGCCGGCGACGCUCCCGGUGGCAUGCAUUUCACUGAGGAGAUCGGGAUCCCGCACAGCCAGCAGAUGCUGACCAUGUCAACCGAUUUCAUAUGGAAGAUCUUCCAACAGAACGAUCCAGCAGAUCGAAAGGACGUUGCUCGAGUGAGCUUGUUCAUCGACAACAUGGAGGGUGUGGCGUACACGAGCAACGACGAGAUCCACGUGAGCACCAUGUACCUCGGGGGCUUAUCGGGGGACGUGAAGGGGGAGUUCACAGGGGUCCUGUACCACGAGAUGACGCACGUGUGGCAGUGGAACGGGGCCGGGCAAGGCCCGGGCUGGCUCAUCGAGGGGAUUGCGGAUUUUGUGAGGCUCCGAUCAGGGUACGUGCCAGGCCAUUGGGUGCAACCGGGCCAGGGCGAUAGGUGGGACCAGGGUUACGACGUCACGGCACGGUUUCUUGACUAUUGCAAUGACCUCAGAAAUGGGUUCGUGGCUGAGCUGAACAAGAAGAUGAGGACUGGUUAUAGUGAUAAGUACUUUGUCGACCUUCUGGGCAAUACCGUUGACCAGCUGUGGAGCCAAUACAAGGCUACAUAUGCUAGCUGACUGGAGUCCAUACUUGGUCGAUAUAUGUAUCUGAUCUAUAGAAAGCAUAGUUGAGCGAAAAGGAUAUGUCAGUGGCAGUAGUAGACAAAGAUGAUGCAAUAAUGUUAUUGGUAAUUUUCCU